CGUAUUUUAAACAUGCAUUCUAAUUUCAAAUUUUAUUUUUCUUUAUAUUUUUAAUAUUCUUUUUUUUAUUUUAAAAUGUGGCUUGUGAUUGGUUAACAUGUAUAAAUCGUACUUUUCGUAUAGGCGUCCAACUAGAAUGAACGAUUAUGGGCUGAAAAGGAUUCCCGAUUAUACCGACUUGGCGUAUAAAGAAGCUGUUUCUAAGCUGCGAUAUUUUUUGUCGGGGAACAGCGCACCGAGUGUACGCAGCUAUGGCGGUUCUCCAUCUCUCAAGAACCUCGACGAUUCAGACGCAGACAUCGACAAGAAAUACCCUUUCAACCUAUCGGAGUACAAACCUCGACCGCGUCUUACUGCGAAGUAUACCACUCUGUAUGCGGACAGCCUUAAUAACUAUACACCACCCGCGCCGACUAGCAAUGUCCCACCACCUACCAAUACAUCUGACCUCACUGGUGGGACCAACCCAGAUGUGGUCAACUUCAUUCAGAAGCAAGAAGAAUACAUUGAGCAGUUGGAACGCGAGAGCCAGUAUUGUAGAGAAGAACUCAACAAUCUCCUCGGUAAAGUGAAAGAAGUUAUAUCCGAAAAUGAAAACCUCCACGAGGCCCAAAAGAACAAAAUGAUUACUCGAAUGUUCCAUACUUACAAUGGCUCUGAGACAGACGACUUGGACGACGUUGGGGAUAGCACUGGCUUGGAUAGCGAUAAUAAGGGCACGCCAUCUAAAAAUCGUAGACCCAGAAGUCGUUCCACCAAAUUGGAAGGUCCAAACAUCGUAUUUGAGUCGAGAAUUGCUGAGUUAGAAGCUCAAUUGACUCAGGCUAAGAUAGACCUGAAGAAGGUUCAGGAAGAAAAUAAUGAAAACAAACGAAAAUUGGCAAAUGGACUUGUCGACUCUACCUGUUUAGAUGGCUUCAAGAGGCAGAUCGACAAUUUGCAAAGAGAUAAAAAUGCCCUCGAGAAUCAGAUAUCCAAGCUCAAACUAAGCUUGGAACAACGAGACAGUGACGUGGACGGUCGGUACAAGCGCGGCUCUGAGGCUAUCGAGAACCAACUCAGAGAAGAGAGGAACAAUUUGGAGGCAGAAAUACGUCGUCUUAAAGACGAGUUAUCAAACGAGCGCAGCAAGGUACGCUCACUAUCGAGCGAAACAUCCCGGCGCGCGCUGCACGAGCGCAGCGCGGCGGAGCAGCGCUACACGCAGCACUUCGACGAGCUGCGCCACGAGCUCGCCGCGCAGUGCGACAACGUCGCCAAGCUGCAGCUUGAUCUGGAACGCCAACGACGCGAAGAGAGCGAACUCAAACGCGAAAUAUCCAUGAAGAAUGCCGCUAUUGAAGAACUGAAAAUGGAAAUCAAGAACAAAACAGCAUCACUUCAAGCAGAUUUGGCUCAAGCUUAUGCUGAGAAAGCAUCUCUGGAAGAAGAACUAGCGAGUGCUCGUCUAACAAUUGAGAGGAAUCAGAGACAGGCGAAACAUGAAUCAAAUCGUCUUAAUUCUGAAAUACAUUCUUUGCGUCAACGUUUGGAUAGGUCUGACGCUGAUCUCGUUCAUUCUCGACGUGAAAAUCUACGUCUAUCGGAGCAAAUAUCUAACUUGGAGAAAGAGAUCAACAUGAAAACAUUAACUCCAAUAUCACCGGAGAAGAAUAAGAAGGAAAAAGAGAUUUCUUCUGCGCUUGAGUCCAUUGAAAAUAAACACGCUAAAACGGUGGCUGGGUUGGAGUCCAUGAUACAAUCUCAAAACAGUCUGAUGGAGAAACUCACCAACGAAUGUCGUUUGCUUACAGACAAGCUUGACGACGCAAAUCGUAGACAUAAGCAAGAGCUGGGCACUCUGCAGCGUCAAGUAGAGAGCCUGGGGCGAACCAUGCAAACUGCGUAUUCGCACCCACCUAGCACUCAAGCACCUACCACGCACGCUCCCACAACCGUCAGAAUACCAGAUACCACUGCCACAACCAGACCAAACUAUACCAGAGAUGAGCCCACUAGAGACACCGCAUUCGGAGAACCAACCAGAACAAACAACAGAGUUGAUGACAAAUCCGGAAAUAUAAUCGACCAUAGUACAGAAGAUAUCAACAUAACCGAAACGCCUCCAAAAACUAAUGAACAUGCAAUAGCACAAGAAACUCCACGAUCAAGGCAAAUGAGCAAACAAAAUUCGCGCGAAUCAGUUAAAAGUGAACGAAAACUCUCGCAAAAUUCUUCAAAAGAAUCUAUCCAUGAACAAAAUAUCAAGCAAGUCGAUGACAAUCCAUCACCUGUAACUCAAUUGAAUACGGAUGAUAUUCCAGAACAAAAUAUAAUCGAACAUCAACCUGAACAAAUUGAACAGCAUGAACCACUGGAACAACAUGAACCAAUGGAAGAAAAACAGGAAGAACAACAGGAUGAGCAAAAUUACGGUCAAGAAUAUCAAAAUUACGAACAAGGCUACGAUCAAAAUCAACCUACAUCAGAAUAUUCACCACAAGAAUACGAACAACAGCAAUAUUCUGAACAACAAUAUGAAAAUUAUGAACAAUAUCCGCAACAAUAUGCUGAUCCUAAUGCUCAAUACGAAGGCCAAUACGAGAAUUACGCCACAGACGGUAAUUACACAGAGCAGAAUUACGAUAAUACGCAAUAUAAUCAAGAAUACACACCUCAAUAUGAAGAAAAUGUAUCAGAAACACAACAAAAUGUAGAAAUAAGUCAAAAUAGUUCGCCUAACGAAAAAGUAGCAAGCCAAAGUUAGCAUUAAAUUUUAUUUUACGUGCAAUAUUCGUUAUUUUAAAAUGAAAAUUAGAUUAGUUAAAUUAUUUCGCUCUUACACAUUGUAAUUUUUAUAUUGUUAAGUUAAAGAAAAUAUAUCCAAUGUAGAAUAUACAUUGGGUAUAUGUAUUUAUUCCUUAAACCUAUUAUUAUAGAUUAAAAUAUUUUUUAUAAUUUUUAUUAAGUUCACAGUAAUAUUAUUGCUCAAUAUAGGUCAGAUUUUACAAUAGAAA
Messenger RNA from Colias croceus (clouded yellow), 2996 nucleotides. RefSeq names its product serologically defined colon cancer antigen 8 homolog. The transcript has 15 exons. Gene Ontology annotation, biological process: neuron migration; establishment of cell polarity; centrosome cycle. Gene Ontology annotation, cellular component: centriole; centrosome. The record is from RefSeq and is a predicted model, not a curated record. NCBI's taxonomy places the organism in Eukaryota, Metazoa, Arthropoda, Insecta, Lepidoptera, Pieridae. Bases 98 to 2746 code for a protein of 882 amino acids.